This is a messenger RNA of Protobothrops mucrosquamatus (brown spotted pit viper), 1575 nucleotides long. RefSeq names its product thyroid hormone receptor beta (gene THRB). Gene Ontology annotation, biological process: thyroid hormone receptor signaling pathway; negative regulation of transcription by RNA polymerase II; positive regulation of transcription by RNA polymerase II. NCBI's taxonomy places the organism in Eukaryota, Metazoa, Chordata, Lepidosauria, Squamata, Viperidae. The record is from RefSeq and is a predicted model, not a curated record. The transcript has 7 exons. Gene Ontology annotation, molecular function: zinc ion binding; nuclear receptor activity; RNA polymerase II cis-regulatory region sequence-specific DNA binding. Bases 1 to 1431 code for a protein of 476 amino acids.
AUGAACCAUUGCGUGCAAGAAAUUUAUGAAUCUCACUCAGCUGCUAACAGCAACUGCUACAUGCAGCCUUCGGAUUAUUGCACUUAUAUUGAAGAUAGUCAGAGUUACGGCAGUUGUGAUGCUCAGGUCCUGCACAAUAAUAACAUAUAUAUGGAACAGGCCUGGGCAGUGAAUCAGCCUUAUACCUGUAGUUACCCUGGAAACGUUUUUAAGAGCGAGUAUUCUGACAUGGACAUGGCCCUGCAUCAAUACAACCAAACUGAAUAUUUCACUGAAGAAAAGCCUACUUUUUCUCAAGUGCAGUCACCAGCCUACUCUCAGAAAAAAGGGUACAUACCCAGUUAUUUAGACAAGGAUGAGUUAUGUGUUGUUUGUGGUGACAAGGCCACUGGAUAUCACUAUCGUUGUAUCACUUGUGAAGGUUGCAAGGGAUUUUUCCGAAGAACAAUUCAAAAAAAUCUUCAUCCAACUUACUCCUGUAAAUACGAAGGAAAAUGUGUAAUAGACAAAGUCACAAGAAACCAAUGCCAGGAAUGUCGCUUCAAGAAAUGCAUCUAUGUUGGCAUGGCAACAGAUUUGGUGUUGGAUGACAGCAAACGAUUAGCAAAAAGAAAACUGAUUGAGGAAAAUCGGGAGAAAAGACGUCGAGAAGAAUUACAGAAAACAAUAGGAGUGAAACCUGAACCAACAGAUGAAGAAUGGGAGCUUAUUAAAAUCGUUACAGAAGCACAUGUGGCCACAAAUGCACAAGGAAGUCACUGGAAACAGAAAAGGAAAUUUUUGCCAGAGGAUAUUGGACAAGCACCAAUAGUAAAUGCCCCAGAAGGUGGGAAAGUAGAUUUAGAAGCUUUCAGCCAGUUUACAAAAAUUAUCACACCAGCAAUCACAAGAGUGGUGGAUUUUGCCAAAAAGUUGCCUAUGUUCUGUGAGCUGCCAUGUGAAGAUCAAAUUAUACUUCUGAAAGGUUGUUGCAUGGAGAUCAUGUCCCUCAGAGCAGCAGUGCGCUAUGACCCAGAAAGUGAGACCUUAACACUAAAUGGAGAAAUGGCAGUAACAAGAGGCCAGUUGAAAAAUGGGGGUCUUGGUGUAGUAUCAGAUGCCAUUUUUGACUUGGGUAUGUCGCUAUCAUCAUUUAACCUUGAUGACACAGAAGUUGCUCUUCUUCAGGCUGUACUGCUGAUGUCUUCAGAUCGCCCAGGUCUUGUCAGCAUUGAAAGAAUAGAAAAGUGUCAAGAAAGUUUCCUCUUGGCGUUUGAACACUAUAUUAAUUACAGAAAGCACCAUAUUGCACACUUUUGGCCAAAACUGCUGAUGAAAGUGACAGACCUACGAAUGAUCGGAGCCUGCCAUGCUAGCCGCUUCCUGCACAUGAAGGUGGAAUGCCCCACAGAACUCUUUCCUCCUUUGUUCUUGGAAGUGUUUGAGGAUUAAAAAGACUGGAAACAUUCUCAGAAAUUCUAUAGCACUACUGGGUGUCAUUUCAUUCCAUUGCCUAGUUUUUUCUUCUUACUUUUGGUCCAUUCCCAUUUUGUACCACCUCCUUUGGAGGAUUAUUUUUAAUAGGCAUGAAUGAAU